Drosophila kikkawai is the source of this 720-nucleotide messenger RNA. Lineage: Eukaryota; Metazoa; Arthropoda; Insecta; Diptera; Drosophilidae. The record is from RefSeq and is a predicted model, not a curated record.
AUGAUUAUAGAGCUCAAUGAAAAGUUAGAGACUCAGACACUUCUAAGUUCGGAGUGCCUGAAAUGGUUCCAACAGAGCGGAGCUCAGCCAUCGGGAUGUUUGCUUGUGGGUCAGAAAACAGCCAUUCUGACUAUUCAGAUUCCAGGAAUCCAGGAUCCAUUCUCAGUGCUUUGUGACGCCGAUGUUAAGGGUCCCGGUUGGACAGUGAUUCAGAGGCGCCUCGACGGUUCGGUAGAUUUCUACAGAAACCUUAGCGAUUACCGCAUGGGUUUUGGAGAUUUGAAUGGGGAGUUUUUCAUUGGCCUGGACAAGCUUCAUCAGUUAACGAUGUUCCAGCAGCACGAGCUGCUCGUGCGCCUUCAGUUUUUCAAUGGAUCCACGCAGUUUGCCAGCUACGAUAACUUCAUAGUGGGUGGAGAGCAGCAGGACUUUGCUCUGCUAAGUAUUGGGGAAUUUAGCGGAAGUGCGGCAAACGGGCUGCUGUGGAAUCUCAAUCGAAAGUAUACCACUCGCGACAGUGACAAGGAUCAGAUUAUCAACCGAAAUUGCGCCGAAGAUUGCCACGGGGCCUGGUGGUACAGUUUUUGUGGUGACACGAAUCUUAAUGGCAAAUACUACAACGAGAUGAUAAGCCGUAGAGAGGACAGCAUUAUGUGGGCCAAAAGCCAUAACAUCAAAGUUGUGGAUAUGCUAAUCCGUCCAAAGCUUAAUAGAUCUUAA